This is a messenger RNA of Microthlaspi erraticum, 510 nucleotides long. The record is from the annotation of a GenBank genome assembly. NCBI's taxonomy places the organism in Eukaryota, Viridiplantae, Streptophyta, Magnoliopsida, Brassicales, Brassicaceae.
AUGAAGCGAAUUGUGAGAAUAUCGGUCACGGACGCGGAGGCGACCGACUCAUCAAGCAGCGAGGACGAGCAGCCGGGCACCACCCAAUCGCGAUUUCACCGCCGAGGGAAGAAGCUCGUCAGAGAGAUCGUCAUCGACCACCCUUCCGAUUCCGCCAACAACCCCGAGGUCGGAAAGACAAAGACUCGGUUUAAAUUCAAGAUUCCGGCGAAGCUUCUAGCUGCCAAGGGGGAGAUUAAGAAGUUCCGCGGCGUGAGGCAGAGGCCGUGGGGGAAGUGGGCGUCCGAGAUCAGGUGCGGCAAAACUCGCGGCGGACCUCGCAACGGAAGACCUCUCCGUCUCUGGCUUGGGACCUUCGACACCGCCGAGGAAGCUGCUCUCGCUUACGACAACGCCGCGAUUCAGCUGAUUGGACCCGACGCGCCUACCAAUUUCGGUCUCCCUAAGGUGGAAGAAGAAUCUCCGGCGACGAAGCAAGACUCCGAUGCUGGCGCCUCCUCGUCUUCCUGA